CCGCCGGAUACAUUCCGCGUUGCGGUUCGUGCAGCAAGAAGAGAAGGUCCUUUAACUCGUCAGCUGAUUCCGCCACCGUUCUAAUCACAGCCACGGGAACGAGCUCUCUAUCAGCGAGAGUCGACGAUGGAUACAAGUUUGCACGUCUGCAACUUUCUUGGAAGUUUUGUGCCGAGCUGACAGAAUGAUUUGGACGCUCCUGAGAUUACCGUGCACCGUGGUCGCCGCCAUCAAGCAACUGGUAGCUCGGACGUUUUUCCUUGCGGUCGUGUUUUCCGUCAUAACAUGGUCGUCCAUACUUCUGUACGGGAUGUUCUAUUGGAGUUACAUCCCAAAGUCCUCUCACCUCUUUCCAGUGCAUCUGCACUUCGAGUCGAGAAGUUGUCCAGAAGGCUUUUGUGACUACCCGGUGGCCAAUGUGACUGUGGUCAGGCCCGGAUAUGGGGAGUACCUGGCAAGAGGACAGCGCUACAAAAUCUACCUCGAUCUAGAGAUGCCUGAAUCUGAUGCAAACCAGAGGAUAGGCAUGUUUACGGUCAAGAUAGACAUGAUUACCGAGACCGGGGAGGUCGUGAGGUCCUCGCUGAGAUCGGGUGUUCUUCGCUACAAGUCGGCCAUGGUGCGUCUCUUCUCGACACUCACCUACAUCCCAAUGCUGAUGUUCGGGUCGGCCGAGGAGAAGCAGAUCGUAUCAGUCCUGUUGUUCGACAGAUACGAGGAGGACUAUGAGAGGCCGGCCACUCAAGCAAGCAUUGUCAUCAGAAACAAGUUCAUAGAAGUGUACACCGCCACGCUCAAGAUUUAUGCCGACUUCACGGGUCUCAGGUACCUGCUAUACAACUGGCCGCUCUGCUCGGCCAUCAUCGGCAUCUCUACCAACUUCUUCUUCGUGGCGCUGGUGGCGCUGCUCUCCUGGCACCGGCUGGCGCCCGCAAAGCCGCGAAGGCGGAGGCGCCUUUCCAGGAGGCGGAGCGGUUCCAGCGCUCGGACGGAGGACGAGAACGUUUCUGUCUCGGGAGAGAGCCUGGAAGACGAGGAGCAGCCAGACUUGGUGAAGGAGACCAUUGAGGCCCAAGAAGCCGUUGUCAGGAGAAGGCGGCAGCGAGACAUUGCUUCGAUCAGAAACCUCGGGAUCCCCGCGUGACGCGACGUCUCCUCGUGCCCUUUUUCCCAGACCUCGAGGAGCUGAACGAGACGACGUCGUCUAGCGAAUUCCAGUGGGAGCCGACCGAGCCCAGCGCCGACACGAGCCAAUCCACGGCCAGCUCCUAGCAGACGACCGCGGAGCCCUAGCGCGCAACGGGCUCUAGCAUUCUCGUCGACUCGAGAAAUCGGCGAGCUUUGAUACCUUGCCGUCGAAUCUAAAAGCAUAGUUUGUUACCAAUGUCCACUUAGUGUGUCUGCAAAUAUAAGAAAAAAAGAAAAAAAAAAGCAGAUGACACAUUGUCUAUACCAGGGGUUGAGAGUUUUCGGGUAUUUAAAUAUUUCUCGAAUCCAGAAGGAGGUGCGUAAAAAUUGGGCUUGGAAACUUUUAUCGGAGAACUGGGGAUGAAAAUUGGAUUUAUUAGAAAGCCAACUGCAAAGUGCCAGCUGUCUCAAAUUUGCUAAUCGGAUAAAUGAGAGCCACGUAAGGCAGACCAACUCUCUGCCGUCAGUGUAUUUGUGCCACAAAUUUGGCUGCGGAAAAAUUUAGCGAUUUCGGUCUCCCCAAUUAUAUUGAUCCUGUUUUGGCACGCUACGAAUCCUUUGCCAAAUCACUCAAGCAUCGCGGAGAACGCCGGGAACGCGGGUACACUUACCCUCUUUAUCGGCAUAAAAGAUUUAAAAGUAAGGUGCCGACGAACGCACAUGCGAAGUGCCAUUCCUUCUAGGCUCCUAAUUUAAAACAGUUACUGCCGCAGGUGCCGGCACGUGCAGCGCGCGUGUAACUGUAGUCUGUUGCAAUACCAGCGGAGGAGAAGGCCCUCUUUAGCAUUCGCUCUCCUAAAGUAAAGAAAGAGGACGGCUUUCUGGGAUUAGCUUCUCCCACUACUCUUGACCUGCCGCACACCAUUCCUGCUCAUGGCCUUCUCCUCGGUGCUUGGGCAAUUCAGCAAAGGGUGUCUCGAACAUAACGGCGUCCUCCGCUUCGAUUCAAGCACAAAUCAGCUUCGCCCGACGAUCGUCAACCCCGUUCAUACUCCAAAUGAAGGAUUCUCGCUUACUAUGCCCGCGGUACUCCUUUGGAAAGCCGUUUAUAAUGAGGUCGUGAACCGUUAAUGCCAUCCAGCUAUUACGAUUCCAGUCGAAAACGGCUGCAUCACUUGCUGCGUCCUAGUCGUUAAACUAGAAUAUUAUAGUCGCUGACAGAAAUGAGAACGACGGGGCGUCUCUUUCGGAUCCUCCAGCACGCACUCUUGCCUUCCCGCCGUGCAUUGACUGCACGUGCACACUCGAAGAGCCGUCGAAGCUAGAAAGCGCGACAACCAAAAGACCGCCCGGCCGUUCUCAUCUUGUUGUAGACUACAGUCACAAGUACUGUGUGUGAACUCGUUGCAAUGUGCAGCCAUGUGCCAGAUUUCAUACGAAGACUGUUCAUACAUGUAUGCCAGGUUUCUAGUGUGUUAUGUUUUCCGUUGUAGAGUUUACGUAGCUGUUUGCAACGUUUCUAUGGGGAAGUGUAUAUUUACGGUGUGAGCACGAGUCAUAGUUUCGUGUUAUAGAAUAUUGCGUUUGGAGACGUUACUAUGUUAGGGAGUAUUCCCCUUGACAUAGUACUGUCGUAUGUUAGAUAUGAUUUCACGUUAUACAGCACUGUGUUUGACGACGUUAUAAAUACCAUUCCCAAACGUAUAGUACUCUCACACAUUGAAUAGCGUGAACGAAUGUAUGGGUCCAAUCUACUAUGUUUACAGCAGAGAUUGUUAUACACAUUUAGAUAUGUUAUGCAUGGGGAAAAUUUUAACAACACUAGCAAUUAUCGACAACCAGUGCAGUAUAGUGACGCGUGUUGAAUAUGGGUUUCUUAAAAAAAAAUAAUGCACCAAUUCGGUAACUUUACGAUCUAUCCGUGAAUCCAUUUACUACGAGUAGGUUCAUAUUUGCGGCGCAGAUUGUCAUUUGUCAAUGUAUGAUGCAAUGUUUAGGGAUAAUCUGAGCACCAUCCUCGAUAGUGCGAUGCUAGUACUCUAUAAUCGCACGUGUGCAUACGGGUAGGUACAAAAAAUGAAGGCAACUAUCAAGCAUAUUUACAAACUUUUUGCAACUCUGUAUUACUGACGGUGCACAAUAUUUUGGCACAGACCAUCGUUAUACACUGGCGAGUUUUGACCUCAUCAGCUAUGCGUUAGUCAGAGUUGAAGAUGAGUUUGUGCUAAUUAAUGAGACUUGUCAAUAAAGUAUUUUUUUUUUA
Messenger RNA from Ixodes scapularis (black-legged tick), 3391 nucleotides. It is a transcript of the gene Seipin, whose product is annotated as seipin. The coding region runs from base 185 to 1144 and encodes 319 amino acids. Gene Ontology annotation, cellular component: endoplasmic reticulum membrane. The record is from RefSeq and is a predicted model, not a curated record. NCBI's taxonomy places the organism in Eukaryota, Metazoa, Arthropoda, Arachnida, Ixodida, Ixodidae. The transcript is spliced from 9 exons. Gene Ontology annotation, biological process: lipid storage; lipid droplet organization.